AUGUUGGGCACUCAUGGAAUUCAGCCAGUCACACUGGUGUUUAAUAACGCCAAAAACUGCUUUCUUCAUCUCUCUUCAAACUUAGUAACCCAGCUUUCUCUUCAAGAGAAUCACGUUUUGGAGCUCUCCUGGGGGAUCAGUGCCCCUGUUUUCCUCAGCUGGAUAACAUGCAGACAUUCAGCAGCUCAAGAGGAUAAGGUAGAACUAAGCAGACAACUUGGAGAGAAGCUUGGACUAAAAGACGGGGAACAGGGCUUCCUGCGGCCAUGUCAGCAGGUACAGUCUGUGCAGCAGGUGUUCGUGGAGCCUCUGUCCUCUGACGACUGGGAGAUUCUGGAGCUUCACGCUUUAACUUUGGAGCAACAGCUCCUGGACCAGAUCCGAGUGGUCUUCAGUGAUGGGGUAUUCCCAGUGUGGGUGGAUCAACACACAGUCAUCUUUAUUAGAAUAGCUGCUCUUUCUCCAUCUGUCUCAUAUGGUCGACUGGAGCAGUUCACAGAGCUUAUUGUCUCCCCUAAACAGCGAUCAGGUAGUGAGGGGCUUUCCUAUGUGCCUUCAACACCCUUAACGGACCCAACCCAGAAUCAGCGACAGCAAGAGCACCAGAACUUUGACAUACCAGCUUCCCCUACCUCUUCCGCGGAGAGUCGCUCUCAUAACGAGUCCCCUGCUGAUCAGUUUGCAUUGAACCACAGCCACCAAGGUGGUCAGUGGGGAGGAAUAGCAGAUCUGAAGAGCCUCGUGCGGUAUAUGUUCAGAGGGAGAUUUGACCCAGUGAAGGACAUUCCCUCUGUUCCCGUUAUUCCUGCCCUGCUGCGAGACUGUAUUCUUAGAGUAUGUAAAUCUCCACCCACCGGUGUCUUAUGUUCCGGUCAUGGAGAUGUGCACCUGCAGCCUUGGGUUCAUGAAGAACAGGACAGGUUAUUUGGUGGACAGCCUGCCUUAACGUAUGGUCGGCUUUCGAGAAUACACUCCCCAAAGGAGAUGAGAGAACGAGCCAAACAGGCUAUGGAAGCUAAGAAGAAGAAGAAGAAGAAUAAAAGUGCCUCUCAGAUGCAGAAUGAGGAAGAGGACUGUGAGGAGGACUCUGUGGUGGUGAGGGUGAUAUGUCACAACGUGGAAAAAUUACACGAAGGUCCGAAAUCUAGCAGAGCAGGAGAGAUCCACAAUGGAAAGGUUUGGAUCCCAGAAACGUUGAGGUCCAGGUUACAGAUUGACCUGCACUCUGCUGUGAGGAUUCAACCCUUAAAAUCAAUUCCCCAGGUAGCACAGGCUGUCAUGCUUCAGCCAUUACAGCAAAUGGCUGACAAUGAGAGAGUGGAAGAUGUUCAAACUGCGUUUCUGGGUUGGCUGCAUGCUCAGAGCCAUGAACCCCUGGCAUGUCUGACGGGACGCUCCAGCAUCAUCCUCUUACCCCACAGUGAGGGAAAGUCAGAGUUCCUUCUGACUGUGCUUAAACCUGAACGUGAACCAAAGAUGCCAGAUGAGAUUUUUCUUUUAACUGCUGGAUUAUUACAGAAAACAAACAUACAGGUUGUGAGGGAAGUAGUGACUUUUCCCUCCACAAGCUCUACAAAUGCUGUGAAUGAAAAAGACUUCCCUUCUCUGUGCUCUCUGGGUGGGGUGAAGGACAUCAGUAUGUCUGCAUUCGACCACAUCUCUCACAGCCUGAUGGGAAGUCCCCUCUCCAGGGAGCUGGUGUCCGUCGGGCGAGGGCUCAAAAGCGGAGCUCUGCUCAUCACAGGAGCCAAGGGCAUUGGAAAGACAGCUCUUGCCAAAGCUCUGUGUAGGAAGGCUAUAGAUCAGCUGGAUGCGCAUGUGGAAGUGAUGGACUGUAAGACUCUCAAAGGUAAACGUGCAGACACUGUGAGGCAGAGGUGGGAGGAGGUUUUUGAGCAGGCAGUGUGGAGACAGCCGUCUGUGAUUCUGCUGGACGACCUGGAUCAUGUGACGGGGGCAGCCACCUCACCUGAGCAUGAACAAGGCCCUGAGGCAAUACUGCGUCAACACCUGGCUCAGAGCCUGAGAGACCUGGUGGAUGAGGCUGUAACGCAUACCAGUCAGAUUGCUUUGGUAGUCACUGCUCACAGCGAGCAUUCUUUACACCCCUCCCUGACACAAGUGCAGGGCUCACACUUCUUCCAGACCUUUACCAAGAUCCAGGUACCAGAUCAGGCACAAAGAGUGGACAUUCUCAAGGCCUUAAUUUGCAAAAAGAGUGCCGUAUUGGAGGAGUGUCUCCUCACACUCAACCUAGAGGGCAUUUCAAAGGAAACAGAGGGUUAUCUUCCCAGAGACCUCACCUUGCUGCUGGACAGGGCUAUUCAUGCCAAUGCAGCGCACAGCAGAAUCAGCAACUCCUCAGGCCUGUGUUUGACCCAGAGGGACUUCUUGCAUGCACUGAAGGGCUUCACUCCACCCUCUCUCUGGAGUGCCAAGCUGCAGGUGCCCAGCGAAUCGGGGAUGGAGCGGGUGGGCGGGCUUCACCACGCGCGUCAGUUGCUGAUGGACACCGUCCUGCUACCGGCCAAGUACCCGGCGCUGUUUUCCAGUCUACCCAUCCGUCAGCGCUCUGGGGUGCUGCUGUACGGCGCUCCCGGCACUGGUAAAACUCUGUUGGCUGGAGCUGUGGCGAAGGAGAGUGGCAUGAACUUCAUCAGUGUCAAGGGUCCUGAACUUCUUAGCAAGUACAUUGGUGCAAGUGAGAUGGCUGUCAGAGAUGUGUUUCAGAGGGCUCAGGCUGCCAAGCCUUGUAUCCUAUUCUUUGAUGAGUUUGACUCCCUGGCACCUCGCAGGGGUCACGACAGCACAGGGGUCACAGACCGUGUGGUCAAUCAACUGCUCACACAGCUGGACGGAGUGGAGGGCCUGCAAGGAGUGUAUGUCUUAGCUGCCACCAGUCGUCCUGACCUGAUUGACCCUGCCCUGCUUAGGCCUGGCCGACUGGACAAGUGCCUCUACUGCCCACCUCCAGACCAGGAGGCUCGUCUGGAGAUCCUCAGGGCACAGACCCACUCUGUUCCACUGGCAGGAGACGUGGACCUGGAGCAAAUUGCUGCUUCCACAGAGCUCUUCACUGGAGCUGACCUGAAGGCACUGCUGUAUAAUGCCCAGCUAGAGGCCAUUCACAGUAGUGUGGGGCCUGGCCUGUUGCCUGAUCUCGGCUCUGGUUCAGACAGCGAUGUCAGCCUGUCCUCCAUGAUCUUCCUCAACCACAGCAGUGCGUCUGAGGACUCUGCAGGGGAGGGGGAUGCUGGGCUGGACCACUCCAUGAUGCUGCUGGAGACCACUGAACUGCCCCCUGAAGACCCACGACAUAACAUUUGGCGCCUUUACUUUGGUAGCUCCUACGAGUCGGAGUUGGGCAACCCCUCGCCCUCUGAACUGAACUCCCAGUGCCUGUCUGGUCCAAACUCUACCACUCAUGAACUGACAGGGACGUCAGUCAGAGACAUGGGCUGCUGCCACGCUCCGGCCCUAAUGGCUUCCCUUCAGGACGGCUUUCAGGAGCUGAGCCAUGAGCAGACUGAGCGUCUACGAGCGGAUAUCAACAACAUUAAAAACAACUACCGCAGGCCUCCAGAGGACUCAUCUUUUGUGCAAACUGGCCCCAGUAAAUCAGCCUUUGUGAUCUGUCAGUCUCACCUUACCUCAGCACUGGCCAACACUAGAGCCUCAGUCAGCAAACAGGACUGGAGGAGAUACACCGAGCUUUUCGAGUCCUUCGGUGCCUCGAGAGAGGGAAAGCAGCAGAACGCGGCACUAUUCAAACCAGGCCAGCGUGUCACUUUAGCUUAAUCAUAGCUAUAUACUCCCAGACACAAACACA
Molecule: messenger RNA, 3829 nt
Organism: Chanos chanos (milkfish)
Lineage: Eukaryota; Metazoa; Chordata; Actinopteri; Gonorynchiformes; Chanidae
Gene: pex1
Product: peroxisomal biogenesis factor 1
Exons: 24
Coding region: 1-3798 (1265 amino acids)
Biological process (GO): protein import into peroxisome matrix
Cellular component (GO): cytosol; peroxisomal membrane; peroxisome
Molecular function (GO): ATP hydrolysis activity; ATP binding
Source: RefSeq, a predicted model, not a curated record